Cajanus cajan (pigeon pea) is the source of this 1206-nucleotide messenger RNA. Its product is annotated as transcription factor MYB113. The record is from RefSeq and is a predicted model, not a curated record. Lineage: Eukaryota; Viridiplantae; Streptophyta; Magnoliopsida; Fabales; Fabaceae.
UUCAUUUAAAAUUUGGUUUAUGUUAGUGCCUAGUGGGGUGUUUGAUCCAUGUUAUUAAUUAUAAGAGUGUCCUAAUCCAAAUGAGAUGACAAAUGAACUAAGGAUACAUAUGGGGUGGUUUGGCUUUGAAUAGGAAUUAGAUAAGCUUCUGUUGUGAGUACAGGUUUUGAUUUUUCAAAGAUCAGGACCACCAUCAUAUACUUAUGAUGUCUAUAUAAAAACAUAGAGCUUGGCUUCAGAGUUUCAGAAAGAGCCCUGGACCAUUUACUAUGAUUUUGAGGCACAAAAUUGCAUAUUGCUAUUGCCUUGCUGGCUUGUUUGGUACAUCGUACGUCGGGAUACAAAGUGUGUAUGUGCACAUACAUAUAUAUAAAAGAAGUUGCUAGUGGAUUUGAGAGAGUGAGGUAGUGGUCUUAGAGUUUGAGAAGAGAUGGGUGGUGUUGCAUGGACAGAAGAAGAAGAUCACUUGCUCAAGAAAUGCAUACAACAAUAUGGAGAAGGAAAGUGGCAUCGUGUUCCUUUACUGGCUGGUUUAAACAGGUGCCGAAAGAGUUGUAGGCUAAGAUGGCUGAACUAUCUUCGUCCUAACAUCAAGAGAGGAAAUUUUGCGGAGGAAGAAGUGGAGAUGAUAAUCAAACUCCACAAAUUAUUAGGCAACAGGUGGUCAUUGAUUGCAGGAAGGCUACCAGGAAGGACUGCCAAUGAUGUGAAAAACUAUUGGAACUGUCAUCUGAGUAAAAAACUAAAUGUUCUCGAAGCUGAAGAUACACAAUUAGCCAGAGAUGCCCAAGUCAUUAGGCCACAACCUAGAAACAUUGGUUCAGGCUCAGGGAAAAGAAGGGACCAGGGACAGUCUCCAUCCGAGAAAGGAGUUCAACAAGAGAGUAGCAUGUCCUCACUAACAUUUGAUCUAGAAGGGCAUAACCACAUGCUUCAAUCACAACAAGAUAACAUAUAUGCAUGCUUGGACCAACAGGGCAGCAUUAUUAGUGAGUUGUCAAUGGAUUUUCAGUUAGAAGGAUUUGAAGCAAUGAUGAAUGGGGAGGGUAGUAGCAGCCAAUGGGAUUGGGGUGAUUUGCUCUUGGACAUGGAUUUGUAUAAGUGAGGUUUCUCCUUAGAUUGCUAUGGAGAAGGCAAUGUUGGUCUCAUACUUUGUGUAUCAAUAUCAAAGUUAGGGGUUGCUUCCACAAACUUUUUCAUAAAGCA